AUGUCUAAUGAAAACUAUUUGAAGGAUUCGACUAAGCUAAUAAGGAAAGGUUGUCCUAGAAAGAAUAUAUAAUUGUUAGAAAGAGUAAAGAAUAACAAUAUUAUAAUGAAUAAACUAGAGGAAAUGGAAAUCUUGAGAAGAUAAGUUUAUUCUUUAAACAAAAUUUUAGAGAGCUAUCUCAACAGAAAUGCGUCUUUCUAUAAAAAAACUGCUCUUAUUGUAAUUAGCAAGGCAAAGUUAUUUUUGUAACAAUGGUACGAGCUGAUAAGAUCACACUUUAAAUAUAAAAAGCCAAACAUUAAAAUGAUACAGUUGUACUUAUAUGAAUUGCUCAAGUACACUCAGAAUUUGAGCAUUAAAUUUUAGAGAGAAGAAUCAUACCAUAUAGCAUAUUAUUAUUGCAAUGCAUCGAAACAGGUCUUAGAAUAACUCAAUGGAUUUAAAUUUAAAAUUUGGUAGCAUUCAUCAAGAGAUGUUUGGACUGAUUUAAUAAUGGGGAAUAUGUUAUUAUAGAAUUAGAACUAUGAAUUAGCCAGCAUUGAAUUUUAAGAUAGUUUGGUGAGAAUUCAAAAAAAUAUAAAUUAAAUAAUAAAUUAUAAGAUCGAAAAGAGUUUACCGAAAGAAGAAGUCAAAAAGUAUGCUAUAAGAUAAAUGAUUAUGCUAUUUCAUAUAUUUUUUUUACUUUGCAUAUCUUAUCUAUAUUCUGAUAAUUUGUCAAAGUAUUAAGAACUAUUAAAAUUACUGUAUUACUUAAACAAGCAUAAUUAAUAUAAUGGAGAACAAUCUAAACUAUUGAAGGACUUUAUCAAACAACAUAACCUAAAAUUAUAGAUCCACCUCCAAGAACAAGGGGAAAUCUAGAAAAUUAUGUCACAUAUGUAUGAUGUUCCAGAAAUCUAAGCCGAAGAAAAACCUAACUAUAUAGAUGAACACUUCUAUAAGAAAUAUCAAGUAAAGGAAAUGAAUGACCAAGCCUUUUUUAGAACCAAACAUCAAUUUACCAUCAUCAAAUAGAGAUGUUCUAUUAUACUAAAAGGAAAGGAUAAAAGAUAAAAUAGUCCAACAACGAUGUAGUAAACUCAACCACUGUCCUAAUAUUAUGAUACAACAAUUCACCCUAAUGUAAAACAAACUUAAAAUUAAUCUUUAUCUCCUCAUUCUAGUUUUAAAUACUAAUAAUCGUUUUUAAAGAAGAGCAUCAAAAAAGAAAGCUUUUCUUACAUAAAAUCAGAUAGAUAAUCUAUGAAGUAUUUGGACACACAAAUACAAGGUUCUUUAAAGAAAGAGUCAUUUUAUUCAUAUAAUGAACUUAGCAAGGACAUGGAGACGAAUAUUUCGAUCAAUAGCGAUGAAUAAAAGUAAUUGAAAACUGAAAGAUCAAUGUUAAGAUCGAAGAGUUCUAGAGAAAAUAAACAAGAAAUAAACUAAUAGACAAAGAUGGCCAUAUUUAAUCUAAUAGAAGCUAAAUCUCUAUAUUACAUGGAAGUCUAAAAGGCUAGUUCAAAAUUAAAGAACAUAAAAUCAUUCAAAGAUCAGUAAUAGAAAAAGAUGAUAUCAGAUAAAUUAAUUUCAGACAUGAAAUAUAUCUAAAAGUAACCAUCUAUGCUAACAAGUACAGAUUAAUUGGAUGAAAAAGACGGCAAACAGAUCUAUAAAGAUGUAUUCAAUGACCUUAAAACAUUGGCAGACAAUUACGUUAGUAAAUUAUAAAUGUACGAAAAAUCAUAGGCACGCUAAAGAAUAUAUACUUAAUAGUAAUAAGGAAUGAAUUGCUAAUCAAAUUUGAACACUACCAUUUCAAAAUGUAAGGAACUGUCUAAAUCAAUACAAUAAUAAAAAGAAUUCUUUUGA
Molecule: messenger RNA, 1851 nt
Organism: Paramecium tetraurelia
Lineage: Eukaryota; Ciliophora; Oligohymenophorea; Peniculida; Parameciidae
Exons: 7
Source: RefSeq, a predicted model, not a curated record